Molecule: messenger RNA, 2119 nt
Organism: Anastrepha ludens (Mexican fruit fly)
Lineage: Eukaryota; Metazoa; Arthropoda; Insecta; Diptera; Tephritidae
Gene: SCCRO4
Product: DCN1-like protein 4
Exons: 7
Coding region: 676-1410 (244 amino acids)
Biological process (GO): positive regulation of ubiquitin-protein transferase activity; protein neddylation
Cellular component (GO): ubiquitin ligase complex
Molecular function (GO): cullin family protein binding; ubiquitin conjugating enzyme binding; ubiquitin-like protein binding
Source: RefSeq, a predicted model, not a curated record
UCGGUGCCGGUGAUGUCGGCUAGAAAGCACGAGUAUAUUUACGCUUGGUUCACGCACGAUCCGGAAACUGCAAGAAAAUACAUUAUUAGCUCCACCUACGCUUGGAAAAAGAUAUUCCGGGAAAUAGAAACAACAUUGUUAAUAUAAACCUCAUUAUUUAUUGUAGAGAUUUCAUAGAAAAUCUGCAGCUAAUUGUUCAUGCUGGCGUUGUUGCUCUGCAUUUUCUCCGUAUGACGUUGUGUUGCGCUCUUUAAUUUCCAAUCAAACAGUCAGCCCACAAGUACUUUUGUUUAUGGUGCUUGUUUGACAUUUGCUACAACCACCAGCUGUGCGAAAAAUCGAGUGCGUAAUAAAACGAUGCUCGAAAGCCUAAAAGCAGACCAAAAUUGUCUGCAUUGAAGAGGAGCUAUUUUUAUAAUAAAUUUCAAGUAAAGAAGUCAAAAAUUACAUUGAAGUGAACGUUCUACGCUAAAUUACUAUACACUCAUACGGAUACAUCGGCAUACGCACAUAUAGAGAUUAACAGAGGAAAAGAGAAAAAGAGCUACCGGCCUGCUCACAAAUUUAUAGUUAUUCACAAGAACCGAUAAUCAUCUAAAUACAAAAGAUACGCAUAUAAUUUUGGUUUCUUUUAUACGUACGCACACGCUUUUAAUAAACUUUAAGGUGUUUGCUAUGCCCCGCGGUAAACGACGUUCGAAUCACGAUAUGGGGGGCGAAGAGGAACGUGCAAAUUCCAAGCGACCACGCGGUGGAUAUGCGACAACACAACAUACUAGCAGACGCCACAUCAAGGCUGAAGAUUGUUUCAGCCAAAAGCGUUGUGCCGAUUGGUUUUGCAAAUACACAAAUCCCGAUGAACCGGACACACUAGGUCCUGAUGGCAUGGAGAAAUUCUGCGAUGAUAUUGGCGUUGAGCCGGAAAAUGUUGUGAUGCUUGUGUUAGCCUACAAAAUGGGCGCCACACAAAUGGGCUUCUUUAGUCGUUGUGAAUGGUUAAAAGGCCUCACCGAAUUGGAAUGUGAUUCUGCUGCAAAAAUGCAAUCUAAAUUAGACUAUUUAAAAAGUAUACUCAACGAUCCAAAUGUCUUCAAAAGCGUAUACAGAUAUGCGUACGAUUUUGCCAAGGAUUCCGAUCAGCGCAGCAUGGAUAUAAAUACAGCAAAAGCAAUGCUACAUUUGCUGCUCGGCAAACAUUGGCCACUCUACCCGCAUUUCGCGCAAUUCCUCGAUCAAUCAAAGUACAAAGUUAUUAACAAGGAUCAGUGGUGUAACAUACUUGAGUUCUCGCGCACAAUCAACAACGAUUUGACGAACUACGAUAUUGAUGGAGCAUGGCCUGUUAUGUUAGAUGAAUUUGUGGAAUGGUUACGACUGCAACGCACAUGCACGAGUACUGCAAUAAGCUGAAAUUAUCUUUAAAAUAUAAAAUUUAUGAUAUUAAAAACAAACCACAAUUAAUAACACAACUACAAAAGGAUCAACUAAAAUGAAACUCAAGUACCACAAAUAAACAAAAAACAGCAUAUUCCAAAGCAAAACAGUAAACAAAUUCAAAACUUAUAACAACAACAACAACUACUACUACUACAAGAGGUACCAAUCAGUCAACCAAUUACCCAAAACAAAUGCAAACAAAAAACUAAAUUAAUGAUUCACUUAAAAAAACAAAACAGAAUAACAACAUUAAAACAUGAAUAAUGAAUGAGUACAUUUAACGUAUUACUAUUAUGAUAACAGAAACAAAACCACAAAAACUACUACUACAAUAAAUAGUAUCUACUAUUGUUUGCUUCUUACUAAUAUAAAUCAUAAUGAUUACAAAUAAGUUACCAUUGAUAAUGAAAAGGUGAAAUUUGAAGCAAGAGCCAACACUGCGUAUAUAGGCAUACAUAUAAACCACAUAAAAUAUGCAUGCAAACAUUGGGCAUGGCACAAUAGACUUAUCUAUCACAACAUACCAGCAUUCAUCUAAAAAAUUAUGCCGAACAACUAUCUUGUAAAUUGCAUGUAUUAAAGUGAUACAUUUAUAGUGGUAGCAUUUGGAAUAUUCAUGAUAUUCAACCCAAUUAUCCCAAACUGAAAAAAAAAAACAAAAAACUGAAAGUAAACAAAUGCA